Messenger RNA from Sorex araneus (European shrew), 3725 nucleotides. RefSeq names its product RNA polymerase III subunit GL (gene POLR3GL). Gene Ontology annotation, cellular component: RNA polymerase III complex. Bases 270 to 926 code for a protein of 218 amino acids. The transcript has 8 exons. NCBI's taxonomy places the organism in Eukaryota, Metazoa, Chordata, Mammalia, Eulipotyphla, Soricidae. The record is from RefSeq and is a predicted model, not a curated record. Gene Ontology annotation, biological process: transcription by RNA polymerase III.
UUAGGAUAUUCUUAUGGGAUAGCUCCUAGAUCUCCAGUCUCAGUUCAUCACUUCUGUUCUGUUUUCCAAGGAAAUAGGAUUUCUCCCUUUACCCAGAGUGAGGAGGAGCUGGAAGGUCAGAGGAAAAUUCAGGAACACAGGACACCCCUGCCUCGGUCCCAGCUCUGGUCUUGAUCCCUGACCCUUCUUUCUCAACAUACGCGUGGCAGCAACACACGGAAGGGCAGGUUUUUCUCACUGGAGCUCUGAAUGCCCAGGCCCCCUCUGCCAUGGCCAGCCGGGGUGGGGGCCGGGGUCGCGGCCGUGGCCAGCUGACCUUCAACAUGGAGGCUGUGGGCAUCAGCAAGGGGGAUGCGCUGCCCCCACCCACGUUGCAGCCUUCUCCACUCUUCCCCCCCCUGGAGUUCCACCCCGUGCCCCUGCCCUCGGGGGAGGAAGGGGAGUACGUCUUGGCACUGAAGCAGGAGCUCCGAGGGGCCAUGAGGCAGCUACCCUACUUCAUCCGGCCAGCGGUCCCCAAGAGAGAUGUGGAGCGUUACUCAGACAAGUACCAGAUGUCUGGGCCAAUUGACAAUGCCAUCGACUGGAACCCCGACUGGAGACGUCUACCCCGGGAACUGAAAAUCCGCGUGCGGAAGUUACAGAAGGAGCGAACCACCAUCCUCCUCCCCAAGAGGCCUACGAAGAGCACAGAAGAUAAGGAGGAAACGAUCCAGAAACUAGAGACUCUGGAGAAGAAGGAAGAAGAAGUGACUUCAGAGGAAGAGGAGGAGAAAGAAGAAGAAGAAGAGAAGGAGGAGGAAGAGGAAGAGGAGUAUGACGAAGAGGAGCAUGAGGAGGAAACUGAUUACAUCAUGUCCUAUUUUGACAAUGGAGAGGACUUUGGGGGUGACAGUGAUGACAAUAUGGAUGAGGCCAUCUACUGAAGAGGACCCUGAUCAGUACCUCACACUUCACAUCUUUCUUGAUUCAGGUUACAGAGAAGCACUUGGCUUUGUGGACUAGCAAAUCAUUUGCUCACAGUCCAACUAACCUACUAGGAGGACAGAUAGCUCUCUCUCCCGCCUCUCCUCUCUUUCUACCCCUUUAUCACUUUGAUAUCUUGGGGAAACGGCAAAGGACCCAUGUCUUCAUUGUACGGAAGGGAGAAAGAAGGUUUUAAGGGACCAGAGUGAGAGUACAGAGGGAAGGGCGUUUGCCUCGCCUGUGGCCGACCUGGGUUGGAUCCCUGAUACGCCGAGCACCGCCAGGAGUGAUUCCUGAGUACAGAGCCAGGAGUAACCCCUGAGUAUCGCAGGGUGUGACCCAAAAAGCAAGAAAGAAGAAGAGUGUUAAAGAAGAAUCAGUGUUGCUAGGGCUGAGAAAGUGCUGCAUAUGGCCCCCCCACUCAUUUCUUAACAGUUUGAUGUGGAGCUCAGUGUGGGCGCGGGCAGGUCAGUUUCAUAUUUUUAAAUAAAAGUUUUUUUUUUUUAAUCUGUUUCCUCUCUCAGCAAGGAGUGGAUGGGAGAGGGGUGAGGAGUGAAGGGGCUGACUAACUGAACCAGGACCCUGCCCUGGGAGAGGCCAGGUAGAUGGGGGCGGGGGGUGGGGUGGGGGGUUCCUGUCUUCCUGUCCCGCACAGGUAAGCACACACUCCUGGUGGCGCCCUGUCAAAGAGCGUACAGGAGUGAUCACACCAUGCACGGUGAGUGGUAAAGAACAGCUCAGACUCUGAAGUUCAGCUGACCUGUGAGGGCAAGUCCUCCGGCCACAGGAACACGGUUGUCUUUGUUCAUAUGUGUCCACUGAAACACAGGCCUUUCCUUUCUCAUGCUUGACCUUGAUCUCAUGUUUGUCCUUGUUUACAAGGAAUGACCAGGCAGCUAUUUCUGUGGGGAGCCUGGGGAAAGCCAGGUGCUGGGAAGGGAGAAGGUGCUGACUGUUAUGAAGCCUGGGCACCUCUGGGCACCCAGAGCCCCUGGGUCGAUGGGAAUUCUAUCUGGAGAGAGUUCCCCAGAGGCACUUCCAGAAACCGCAGUGCAGCCAAGUUGCAGUUUCUCUUUUGGUUCCCAUUCUGUCGGAUUUAGUUAGCCUUUCUCACUCCCUCUGGGAGGCUGGCACUGGUGAGGCUGAUUUACAGGAAGUGGGGAGGGCGAGGAGAAAAGGAGUGACUUAGGGACACUCACAGCUCAGAGAACUGCCUUCUCGCCCCCACAGCACUUGCUGAGUGAGGUCACUUGCCUGGACCCUGAUUGGCUUCUAAGGAAGCCCUGGAGGAGCUGAUUGGUUCCAGCCACUUGACAUGCAACCAGGCCGGCAGUGACCAGAAUAGGAACUGAAGGAGCUGAGAAGGAGGCAGCCACAGAUAGUGAAGGUGCUGUCAUAGCGACCCUGCCAAACACUCAGAAGCUGCAAAAACAAGAUACAGAAGAAUCUUCAAGAAAUUCCCCCACCAUAUUCAGGCAGGAAGACUGCAUUUCCUUUUACAUCAGCUGAUAGAAACUAGCCACGGGAUGUUAGAUACUGUCCUUUGUAAACACUCGGGCUGGGAUUCGUCAGAGGGAAGUCACCUUAAAAGCGUAGUUUUGUGGGCUGGGGAGAUGGCUCACAGGGCUGACCCCGUGCUUUGCACGUGGGAAGCCUUCAUUUGACACCACCAGCACCUCAUGUCACCUGAGCACUGACAGGAACAACCCUGAACACCAAGCCAGGAGCACAGCAAGGUGUGGCCCCCAGACACAAACAGCAACAACAGAGGCCUGGUUUGUGGGGAUCUGGGGUGUGACUCAGCAGCAGACCACUUGUCUUGGGGGUGGAAGAACCUGACUUGACUCCUCAGAAGGUUUAACGGAAAAAAAUAGAGCCUGUUUUGUGGCAGUAUGUUCAGGGAGACAAAGAACAGAGAAGUAACAGGAACACAGAACAUUCCACAGUCAUUGAGCAAUUUGUGAUCAUUGAUGUGCUUCCUUGUCUGUCUUGAGUUUUCUGUGAGGAAUGGGGAAGGGCCUGAGAACCUGUCACUGUGAUUUCCUGGGGUCACACUCUCACCUCACUGAAGCAGGGAGGAGUCUGUGAGAAGACAGGAAAGGAACCAGAGAGAUAGCACAGGGGGGCGGCAUUGCUGUGCAUGCGACCGAUCCUGGUUAUGUCCCUGGUACCACAUAAUCCUUGCGCGCCACUGGGAAUGACCCUCUGAUGAGAUAGCCGGGAGUAGCUCCAUAGCACUGCUAGGUAUUGUGAAGGACCGGCCCAGGAAUUCCAGGACAGGCCAUAGGAAUCUAUUUAACUGUCUUAAGAUUCUUUUUACAGGAACCUGCAUUAUGAAAUAACUUGUCUAUCUGUCCCUGAGCAAGGUAUUUGGAACCAGGCGCCCUGGGUCACAAAAAGAGUGGUGGUCAGACCAGAUAACCAGAUGCAUGUCAUAAGGCCCAUAUCACAAGACCCAUGUCACAAGACCCAGGACUGCCCCCAGAACCGGGACAUUCCUGAAUGUUGGCGCGAAUACUGUUCUCUAAAACCAUAGGCUAAGGAGUAAUGUCAUUUUAAAUGGAUUGGUUAAGAAAGUCUGCAAUAUUACAAAUCUAUUGGCUAUGAAAUGCACAGGCUCUGCUGUAACGGCCGGGGAAGGCCUAUAUAAGAUCUCCUUUGGAGAAGCUCGGGGUCUUGCCCAACCUGCUGGACCUGCGUGUCCGUGUAGGCGGCUGGACCCUGGCUAGCCAGUCUCACAAUAAACCCUGCUUGCUGUU